UUAAAAGUGUGGCUUACGGCGGUGAAAGUCGUCUUCUUUGAAGCGUGAUGGCUCUGGCGUAUCUGAGAUCGCUCUAAUGAUUCGCUGAACUCAGAUUCUCCUCCAGCAGCGAAAAGGAGGAAUCCACGGUUCUGUGUGAUUGGGUGAUGGAGAAAGAAUAUAACAGUGACGAGGUUUGUAUUUCUGGGCAGCCUGAGGAAAUGGUGAUGAAUCUUAAGGCGUCUAUUAGAGAAUUGAGUCUGAAAGUGAACGAACAGAAUCAGAGAAAAUGUGAUGUUAAGUAUAAGCUGCAGCAGUUGCGAGAAAGAAUAAGUGCUGAAGGUGUUGAUGUUUCAGUCGAAGAGUUGAUACAGCUUUUGAGAUCACUAAAGGAAUUAGAAAAGGAGGAAUCUGAAGUCCGGUCUAAUUGCAGUGCUAGGCGUUCUGCUUUAAAAGAUGCAGUUCAUGAUUUGGAGGAGAGAGUCGCUAAGGGGAAUGAUGGUGAGGUUCAAGAGGAAGAUUUAGAUGGUUUGUUGGUUGAAUCUUUAGAUAAUCUGACUUCAGCAAAGAAGGAGCUUGGAGCAACGCUAAGAGAAAUAGUGUCUCUGAAACGACAGAUUGAUGAUGUGCCAUGCCAAUCUGAACUCCUCCAAUAUGAAAGAAGAUUCUCAGAGCUGAAUGUCUGUAUCCAGGAGAAACUUCAACAAACUAGGAAGCUAUAUGCAACAUACAAUGCCCUUUUAGAAAUCAAAGAUUUGAUGCUAAAGGAGACAUCAUUAUUGAAUUCAAUAGGUUCACAGUUUCAAGACGUUAUUGGUACUCCUGCUGGCCGUGGGAAGCUUAUUGAUUCAAUGGAAGGAGUCAUGAAAGGAAUCCAACAGAAGAUAGGAAAAGUACAACUUGGGCUUCAAGAAGAGCAGAGGCUUCGUGAUGCUUCAAAAGAAAAGUAUAUAGCUGCAGCUGCAGAGCAAAGGAAAUGCUACUCUGUACUAAGAGCAUUCCAGGAGGAAUGUACUAAGAAUGAGAGGCUGAGGAGUCAAAUAUCUGCUGCAACUACCUCUGACUUGAAAGAAGGGGUUGAAUAAGGUGAUAUGAAGUGACCCUCCUUUCGAGUUACAGCCAACCAGAGUACCAGAGUUGAUUUAGACAUGAUUCUCUUGUGAUGUUUGUAUCCAUACGCUCAGCGUUACACAAAAAUAUAUGAAAAUCUAUUGGCUUAGAAUGAGCAGAUUUGGUUGACCAA
Camelina sativa (false flax) is the source of this 1222-nucleotide messenger RNA. RefSeq lists its product as uncharacterized. The record is from RefSeq and is a predicted model, not a curated record. Gene Ontology annotation, biological process: Golgi to plasma membrane transport. Lineage: Eukaryota; Viridiplantae; Streptophyta; Magnoliopsida; Brassicales; Brassicaceae.